AGGACCCUAGUAAAAGAACAUAAACCUCAGCAAGCACCUCAUCAAAUCACAAAACCCUUAUUAGUUGUAUCAGAAACGAUCGGAACUCAACUCCCCGGAAAAAGCAAAACCUUGCCGUGUCAUCGUAGGGACGAAGGCAGCCGCUAGAAACAUCAUACAGGAAGGUGAAAUUGGCGAAAAUCGAUGCCGAUUACCCGUCGUUGUGAAUCAUCUAAAGAGAUUUCGCUUUCCAGAGCUGCCAAAAUUUUCUCCAAUUUUGUCUCUGCUGACAAUGGUGCUUCAGGGGGCUAUGAUGUUAUUCUUGGAAAGACUUUCAAGGGUUUCAACUUGCUCAACCAGCUUCACAAGGAACUUAAACUAUCAAAAUCUCAUAGGAAGAAUCGUCAAAGCCACAUAACAGAUGAUAGUGUUGAUGUGAAAUCUGAGAAAGAGUUUCGCAAUGUUGAUGGGAAAUCGAAUCAGAUUGAUGUUAAAUUCAAUCAAGAAGUUAAUGGUUUUGAGCAACCGAAAGAGACGGAGAAAAAGAUAAGUAACAAUGCGAAGGUUGAAAACGGAGUGUCAGUUGCUCCUCGGGGUGUAGAAGUUAGGUCAAAAAAGAGGAAUGAAGCUGCGAGUGAGGUGAAAAUGCAAAGGGGCAAGAAUUCAGAAGUUGAAAAUGCAGAGGGACAAGAACAACAGAAAGAGGUAGAGAAAAAACCAAGCACCGGUGUGAACAGUGGAGGGCCGAUGGGUCCUCUGGACUUAGAAAUUAGGACAAACAAGAAAAUUGAAGCAGUGAGUGAGAGUAAACUAUAUGCUGUGGAGAAAAGGAAGAAGAGGAAGAGUCAAGAUGGUGAAGAGAGGAUUGAAAGUAGUUUGGGGGAACAUUCUAAGAAGAAAAUGAAACACUAGGGUUAGGCUUAAAUUUAGGUCUUUAUUAAAUGAACUUGAUAGUUGUUAAAUCUUUGUUAAUUUUGAUUAGUAAUUUUCACUUGAAAGGUUGCUUACAUUGUGGCAUCACUUUUAUACUAUCUUAGAAUAUAAGAGGAGUUUGCUUCUUGAUUCCUCUCCUACAUUGUUAUACUAGGGUUAUGCUUAAAUUUAUGUGUUAACUAAAUUCACUUGAUAGUUGUUAAAUAUUUUUCAAAUUUGAUGAAGAAUUUUCACUUGUAAGGUUGCUUGCAUUGUUGCAUCACUUUUUAUACUGUCAAUUAUCAUAUUACAGAAUACGAAUUUGCUUCUUGAUUCCUGUCCUACAUCGUUUGUGUUAUACUAGUGCUAUGCCUAAAUUUAUUUGAUAUUUAUUAAAUCUUUUUCGAAAUUGAUGAAGAAUUUUCACUUGUAAAGUUGUGUACAUAGCGGCUUCACUUUUUGUACUCCCAUAAUAUACAAAGAAUUUGUUUCUUGAUUUCUUUGUAGGCUUACAACUGUUAUUGCAAUGAAAUGAAAUGCUGUUUUCUAUUGAUUGCAAUCAUUAGUUAUUGGUGAUAGCCAAUGACUAAUGUAGAAAGUUUUUUGAGCAAUAGCCAAGUAUUUUGUAAACUAUGUUUCCACUCAAUUUCCAAAUUGGCAAGUAUUUUUGUAAAAUACAGUAUGCUUCUACUUCUGUUCUCUUUUGCUUCUUCCUCUGGUUCCUCUUUUGCUUAUUUCUGUCUUUUGAUGUUUUGUUUGUGCACAACACAUCCAUGGAUAAGAAUGGUUGAUAAUGAGUAAAAACUCACAAUGGAUGAAAUAUAUGCAGCAAUGGAUAAUGACAUGGAUUCAAUUAAAAAAAAAAUCAGUUUUAAUGUAGGCCGCUGUAGAUGUGGUUAGAAUCCGUGGCAUUAUCCAUUGUAAUUUGUCCAAAAAAUUAUCAAAUAGCGGUCAUACCCGCUAUAUGCUAUCUCACUUUUGGGGUUGGCCGCUACACAUCGCUAUCCGGGGUUAACUACUUUGGGUGUAACAUAGCUUAAUGAACGGUUAAAACUUUUUGCAUUGUUAGUGUAUAGUUAUUGAACUCGUGAAUGAUAUUGAUGAAGGUAAAUAUUUCAGUCUGUCUUUGCCAUGUCAUAAUACUUAUUGUUGAAACCUGACUAUUGAAAGAUGAUAAAAUAUGACUAGACGUCUAUAUAAUUUUUUUGGUACUGUUGGUGUAUAGUUUAAGCCAUGAAUGAUAUACAAUGAAAUUUAUAGUUGAAAUAUUGGAUUUUGUUUAUAUAUGUUUUGGAUGUAAAUUUAGUUUGGUUUCAUGCUGUUUAUGGUUUGAACCUGAUAAAUGAUGAUGAUGUGUUUUCUUAUUUGGAGAAAGUGAAAAACUGGUAGUUAUACUUAUAAUCAUAUUCGGAAUGUGUUUAUUGCAACAGACUAUGUUUUUAUCUCUGGCAGAAUUUCAAUGCCAUUGCUUAUGACAAGAAAGUGAUGGAUGGGGUUUAUGAUAUCUAUGGGAUCGACUCAAGUUUAAUUGAACAUGGAAAGAUGCCAUUGUUGGUGGAUCUGAAAACUGUGCCCACCUCACAAAAUUUUGAUUAUGAAAUAAUCUUGAUGAACUGCGUUGUUGAUGUUGAGCUUGAGGAAAAAACCUUUGCCUUCUUUGAACAGCGUUCUGUUUCUGAACUAGGACUGUUUUUUGAUGUUGAGCUAAGUCAGCUUGAGUAAAAAACAUUUGCCUUGUUUGAACAGUGUUCGGUUUCUGAACUAGGACUGUUUUUUUCCAGAAACUUGCUGAUGUUGUUAGUAGAAUGGGUAGACCAGUUAGUAAUGCUGCUAAAAUCAUGAAAAAGUGGGCUAUGAGGAGUCACAAAUUGCGAGAUUCCUUUAGAGCUUUUGUCCUCUUGGCUGUCUUGUUAGACUUUUGCGUCACCGAGCCCUACUUUUUAUGGUAAGAUUUUCUUAAUUUAUUUAUUAAAGAUAAUUUGCAUAUACAAUUCAGACACUUGAGAGUUGAGACAAUUGCUUUUGUUCGAUUUUUAGACAUCGUCCUGUUGUAGGUGGAAUACAUUAAAUUGUUGAGUUUUAUGUCCCAUUUGAUUUGUUCUGUUCAACUGUGGAGCGUGUAUGGUACAUAUCUUCAUAGCUGGCAAUGCUUAUCAUUUGUUGAAUGGCAACAUUCAUGUUAAAGGCAUGUUCGGAUUAGCUUAUUUGAGCUUAGCUACUGGCAUAAGUACUUUUGAGACUGUUUGGGAGAACUAAUGAAAACAACUUUAUGACAUGUUCAUAAGCCGUUUUCAGCUGAUUUCCAUAAGUUCUACAAGAAAGCUUAUGAUAACAGCUUAUAUCUUAUACAAAAAUAAUGUGACUUUAUUUUAUCUUGUGCAAAAGAAAUAUCUUAUUCAUAGUGUUUAUGCUAUAAGCUGCAAAUUAAGUCUGUUAUCCAAGCAAGGUGUAUAUUAAAAAACAAUAUACACAGCUACAAUGAACUUCCUUUAUCUCUCUCGGGCAGAGAACAUUUACUUGUAGGUUACCUUGAAUUUGAAUUUUCAAACUUGGUCACACUCACCCAAUUUAUUUGAGUUCAACUGAAGCUAGUUUCAUUCUUCUGAUGAUUAGAUAGAUACUUGCUGAUAGGAUUAAUAUUCGCUGCAUGCUUGUAAAAGGGAGCUAUUACGCAGGAACUGAUGAUGGGGCUCUGAAUUUGAUUAAGCCUCUUGCAUAGUUUGAUGACAAUUGGCAAUUCUCUUGAGUCAGAAACUCCUUAUUAUACUUUGUCGCCACAGUAGUCCAGACUCCUGAGGCAGAGAUUCCAAAAGAAAGUAAUUUGACAUUUUCCAUUUUAUAUUUCGGAUGCAUCGCAAAACUCUUCAUGUCGUUUAGAAGGAGAAUCAUUCCCCCUUUAUUAAUGAAUGUAUUAAAUUGUUAAAUACUUAAAUGAAGUAUAUGAACUUGUGGUAAAUGUGAUUAUCCGUAAGGGAAUAAUCGUUUAAUUUAUUGCAGACUAGUUGGUACA
Molecule: messenger RNA, 3901 nt
Organism: Medicago truncatula (barrel medic)
Lineage: Eukaryota; Viridiplantae; Streptophyta; Magnoliopsida; Fabales; Fabaceae
Exons: 2
Coding region: 184-891 (235 amino acids)
Source: RefSeq, a predicted model, not a curated record